AUGCGAGUGCAUAAAGCGGUAUGGCAUUUUGCUGCAACCGGAGGAAAUGACUACACUCGUCGAUACGCAAUAAAUCGAUUAGAGCGUGACGACACUAUGCAGAUCGAGCGCGAUUCCAAGUUUUUGCGUGGAUGGGGUGGAAUGCGUCUUCGCUCAGCAUGGCAUAAGCUUGGAGAUACAGAGUGCAAGCGUCGAAUGCUAGAGACCUCAGACGACACAUUUCCAAAAGCACGAACGAAAUCCUUGAUGAACGAAAACGGGGAAAACUGGUGUCCCCCUCAAGACCAUCUUGCUCCGGUCAUUCAUGUUAGUGACGACAUUGCGAACGAGCUGAACCCGAACAACCUGGAGCUACUGAAGAAUCGGACUGUGCGAAUGGCAAUUGCUCGUUCAUCAUACUACGACGUACUGGCUAGUGAACACAUGCUGCGGAUUCACGACUCGUACAACAGUGGCAGUCUUGUGGGAGUUAUGCAGGCUACACUCGAGAGCAUCAAAUACGCAAUCGUCUUGGCAAAGGUGAAAUACAACCCACGGACAUCCGAAGAAGCAUUUGAUGCGGUACCCGCUUUUGAACCCGAUUCAGACUACGACCAGCCGGAACCAAGCUUUGCCGAAACACAGAUUCGCAAAGUGAAGAAUAACUACGAUGAGGCUAAAAGCAUCUUAAACGAUCUGUUCGAAACACUAGGGGUCAACCUACCCAAGGCCGUAGAGAUUGGAACGCCAGGAUCCAAGUUCUUCGGAACUUGUAACUCAGUAAUUUGGUAG
This is a messenger RNA of Phytophthora nicotianae INRA-310, 771 nucleotides long. RefSeq lists its product as hypothetical. The transcript has 3 exons. Bases 1 to 771 code for a protein of 256 amino acids. Lineage: Eukaryota; Oomycota; Peronosporomycetes; Peronosporales; Peronosporaceae. The record is from RefSeq and is a predicted model, not a curated record.